AUGGCACCCAAACUCUCCGUCUCAGAAGCCAAAUCCCUCUACAAAACCACAACCCUCAACGGCCAAAAAUACUCUUAUAUGCUUUCCGAGCCCCAAAAUGGCUCCGCAACAGACACCAUCUUUCUCAUCCAUGGCUUCCCCGAUAUGUCCUACGGAUGGCGCAAUCAAAUCCCCUUCCUCAACUCCCUUGGUCUCCGCGUCGUCGUCCCAGACAUGCUAGGUUACGGCCACUCUUCCACCUCCUCCGACCCCAAAUUCAUGACAUACAAACGCGCCGCAGACGACAUCGCUGCGCUCGCCGCUGAACUCAAACUAAGCAAAAUCAUUCUAGGCGGCCAUGACUGGGGAGGAGCGACGGUUUACCGCGUCGCGCUCUUCCAUCCAGAUCUCGUAUCCGCGGUAUUCAGUGUGUGUACGCCGUUUGGUCCGCCCGGGGAAGAAUACAGGGAUAUGGCUGAGAUGCCGAAUUUCAAGUAUCAGAUCCAGUUUCGGGGAGAUGAGAUCGUGGAACAGGUUAAGGGCGAGGAGAAGAUCAGGCAGUUUUUGAAUGCGAUGUAUGGUGGACGGACGAAGGAAAAGGAGGUGGGGUUUGGUGUUGAGCAUGGAGUUUAUUUGGAUAAGUUGGUGAGGAUUGGGGAGACGCCUUUGUUGAGUAAAGAAGAAAUGGAUUUUUACGUCGAGAGGUUCGCGGUUAAUGGGAUGCAAGGGCCUACUAAUUGGUACCGUACAGGCAAACUCAACUACGAAGACGAAAAAGCCAUGAACAUCGAUUGGUCAACAUAUAAAUUCAAAAUGCCAUUUCUCUUCAUCGGCGGCGCGAGAGACGCCGCGCUCCCGCCGGCCAUGUCCAAGAACAUGGACAAGUAUUUCCGGAGCCUGACGAGGGGCGAGGUUAAUGCGAGUCAUUGGGCGCUGUGGGAGAAGCCGGAUGAGGUGAAUUUGUAUAUUAAGGAGUUUUUGUUUGGGAGUGCGGGGGCGGCGAAGCUGUGA
Molecule: messenger RNA, 990 nt
Organism: Glarea lozoyensis ATCC 20868
Lineage: Eukaryota; Fungi; Ascomycota; Leotiomycetes; Helotiales; Helotiaceae
Product: alpha/beta-Hydrolase
Exons: 2
Coding region: 1-990 (329 amino acids)
Molecular function (GO): hydrolase activity
Source: RefSeq, a predicted model, not a curated record